CCGGGGGAGGGAGGGGGUGUCCGGCCAGCCCACACGGCCUCGCCCCUAAGCAGCCCAGGGUCCCCCGCUCCAGGCCGGGCCCGCUCCCCGGAUCCCCUCACACCCACCCGGUACCUACCUGCUCUGCCCGCAGCCGCAAUCGUCAACAAUAACCCCUGAACCAGACUCUGCCCUCUGACGAGCGGCAAGCCCCGCCUCACCAUGCCGAUUGGGCGAAAAGACACGCCAAUCGGCAAACGCUUCGUUUUAACUGGCCGGCAUCCACGCCCAUCAAAGGUCAAGGCGUGGCCGGGCGUUCACCCGCUCAUUCUGAUUGGCGGGACGCGGCCGUUCUCGGUGCAGAGAAAUCAUUGCCUUGUAUUGCAGGGGCGUGACGUCACGAAAAUGGACUCUGAUUGGCCACUAACGGUACCGCCCCUUGAAAUAGCGGUUUGUUAUUGGACGGAAGGACAUGCUACGUAACUGUUAUGACUGUCGGUGAUUGGUCAACUCUGCUGUCAGGGAUUAUAUACGGAAGUGAAUGUUCCAGCAUGGAGUCCACACAGGGUGAGAGUGGGAUCCUGUCAGUGUGCACUCAGGGGGGAGAGAUCGCGCUCACUGCGCCUAUUUACUAAGCUGGACACAGGAGUGCGAUAACAUGUAGGCCGGGCUUCCCAAACUCCGGCCCCCCAGGUGUUGCUGAACUACAACUCCCAUGAUUCUAUGAAUUAAAUAGCUAGGCUGAGAAUCAUGGGAGUUGUAGUUCAGCAACAUCUGGAGUUUGGGGAAGCCUGGUUUAGGGGAAUUCCCAAUAUUCUAAUUUUUCCUUUUUUUUUAGAAUUUUUAAAUUUUGUCAUUUGGAUUUCACUUCGCAGCAAUUCGGAGUUUAGUGAAUAGCUCGGCCACAAUGCGAGUUAUUGAGGGAAUCUCAGCGAGGUUCACAUUGUCCGCUAACAUAAUACCCGAACUGCAAUCAUGGCUGGCAUGGGGAAUGUUUGCGGCCUGCCACUUUCAGCCUGGAAUUUGGAAUUCACUUUGAAUUCCCAUAUUCGUAAAUAGCCCGUAUCGGCAAAUCGCCCAUGUUAGUAAAUAGUCCGUAUCGGCAAAUCGCCCAUGUUAGUAAAUAGCCCGUAUCGGCAAAUCGCCCAUGUUAGUAAAUAGUCCGUAUCGGCAAAUAGCCCAUGUUAGUAAAUAGUCCGUAUCGGCAAAUCGCCCAUGUUAGUAAAUAGUCCGUAUCGGCAAAUAGCCCAUGUUAGUAAAUAGUCCGUAUCGGCAAAUAGCCCAUGUUAGUAAAUAGUCCGUAUCGGCAAAUAGCCCAUGUUAGUAAAUAGUCCGUAUCGGCAAAUAGCCCAUGUUAGUAAAUAGCCGUAUCGGCAAAUAGCCCAUGUUAGUAAAUAGUCCGUAUCGGCAAAUAGCCCAUGUUAGUAAAUAGUCUGUAUCGGCAAAUAGCCCAUGUUAGUAAAUAGCCGUAUCGGCAAAUAGCCCAUGUUAGUAAAUAGUCCGUAUCGGCAAAUAGCCCAUGUUAGUAAAUAGCCGUAUCGGCAAAUAGCCCAUGUUAGUAAAUAGUCUGUAUCGGCAAAAAUGUCAGUGCCACAAACCGUUAUCCUCAGUGUAUAGGAGGAGAAAUAAAAACACAAUAUACCGGAGGAUACCAGUUUGUGGCACUGACACCAGAACACUCUGACCCCCAAAGAAGCCUCUGAGAGUACACCAGUACAUCAUCAUAUCCUUAAAAGGGGAUUCUACCAUCCAGGUGCAUAUAUCUGGAGCUGAAUAUAAGCUCCAGAAAACUGUACGUGCAAUAUUUUUAUUUAUUUAUCACUAUCAAGCAAUUCAACAUACUAUAGCCCAUGUUAGUGAAUAGUGCGUAUCGGCAAAUAGCCCAUGUUAGUAAAUAGUCCGUAUUGGCAAAUAGCCCAUGUUAGUAAAUAGCCGUAUCUGCAAAUAGCCCAUGUUAGUAAAUAGUCCGUAUUGGCAAAUAGCCCAUGUUUUAAAUAGCCCAUAUCUGCAAAUAGCCCAUGUUAGUGAAUAGUCCGUAUCGGCAAAUAGCCCAUGUUAGUGAAUAGUCCGUAUCGGCAAAUCGCACAUGUUAGUAAAUAGCCGUAUCUGCAAAUAGCCCAUGUUAGUGAAUAGUAUGUAUCGGCAAAUAGCCCAUGUUAGUGAAUAGUAAUGUAUCGGCAAAUAGCCCAUGUUAGUAAAUAGUACGUAUCGGUAAAUAGCCCAUGUCAGUAAAUAGUCCGUAUCAGCAAAUAGCCCAUGUUAGUAAAUAGCCCGUAUCGGCAAAUAGCCCAUGUUAGUAUUAAAUUUUAUAAGGCUACUUAAACUUAAAAUUACCUAUCCCAGCAAACAAAUAUGGGGAUUCAGUUCACCAUAUGGCAAUGUUAUGUAUAAGCCAACCACUACUUCACAGUAUCCCAAUAUCGAUGGGUCCUUCACUAAUUUCAACGUGGGAGACAAAUUAAAUAGUGCUAAAUAAGCUUACGUGUAUUUUAAUCUGUUGCAUGAGCAUUUUGAAUAUGUAGAAUGCAAAAUGAUUGUGAUAGUAAAACACAUGAAAAAUGCAGUGUCAAAACUAAACAAUUCCAAAGCUUUCUAGGAUAAUUGAUACAGUAUCCCUGUAUCUGUAGCUCUGCAUUACUGAGAGAUUCCUUGGCUGUAUCAUUUUCUUAGUGGUCAAUCUUUAGUGCACCACAAUUACACUUCUAUAGCUUCAGUCUUACUACAUUUCUAUUAUUUUUCUUUUUUUUCUUUCUCACAAUUUGUGUCGUUAUUUACUCCUUCACGUUUUUUUUUUCAUUUUCCCUAAGAGGAUGUGACAAUCAAGGUUUAUCAAUAUGUUUUUGGUUUUUCCGUAAGCAGCCAUCCCACUUCUGAGGCUCUCCGUAUCUUGGGAUAUAUUUUGAAUUUAAAUAGAAUUUAUAUUUUGAGUCUUACAUUUUUAUGAGUCCGGUAUUGACUGAUGGCCAUUUGAGAGUUUCCCAUUUUUGAGAUCAUGUAUCAUUGCAUUGUUUAGUAUGUUGGUUUGAAGUUGUCACUGUAACUUAUUGCAUUGUUGAUAUCUUGUUUCAGACAAUGGAAAUCUUGCAAAUGUCCGCCACAUUAUUCUGGUGAUGUCGGGGAAAGGAGGUGUUGGAAAGAGCACAUUAUCUACUCAGAUUGCUCUGGCUCUGCGUCAUGCAGGGAAAAGGGUGAGUGGAAAUGCAAGUUGUAGCUAAAUGUUGACACAGAUUGGAAGAAAGUUGGUGAAUAGAAGAGAGGUUUGCCAAGGCGAUGUAAGGAAACUGUAUAAGAAAUCUGAUUACAAUGCAAUAUAUAAUACAAGGGAAGAAAUGUUUCUUAAAGUGGUCAUGGUACGUGGAGCCUGUAUGUGCAGGUGUAACUCCACCUCUGGUAGCGUCAUUAACCAGGCUUGCUAAUAUUAAGUUCUACCAUACAUUUCCCAAAAGGCGAACAAUCUGCUGGUGCUUGAGUACUGUCUCACUGUGUCCAUUUUUGCAGGUUGGAAUUCUUGAUGUGGACCUGUGUGGACCUAGCAUUCCACGCAUGCUUAAUGCUGUGGGUAAAGAGGUCCAUCAGUGUGACAGUGGCUGGGUACCUGUGUAUGUAGAUCAAGAAAAGACCAUUUCUCUGAUGUCCAUUGGCUUCUUGUUAGAUGGUCAAGAUGAUGCAGUUGUAUGGAGGGGCCCCAAAAAGAACGGUAUGUAAAGGAGACAGUAAGGUUAGUGUGUUGAUUAAUAGUCUGUGUGCAUUUUUACAUACAUUUAGGUUCUGGGUGACCUGAACUAUAUGACCAUCCAACAGAGGGUAAUAUUUUGUAGACUCUAAAAGCAAAUUUAUGACGCAAUCAUUUUUGUAUUCAUGUAGCAAUUCUGGGAGGCAUAGAAUCAUAGAUCCUUUUAUAAAAUUAUCAAAACCACAAAGUUCCAGCAGGACUAAUUUAAGAGACUUGGCUCAGAAGACCAAUCUAAGAACACGUAAUUAUUGCUGUAAUUAUUGCUGCACAGAGCAGAAUUAGCCACUUGCAUUUUUUUCCAGCAGUGACUCUUAAAAUUUGGAGAAUUUUGUAGCAAUUUUCUUCCGUUUCACUCAAGGGAAUAGAUUGUGAAAGUAGAUGGGAGAGAGAACAAACAUGAGUAAAGUCAGUUUGUAUUUUGAACAGGAAUAACAAAGGAUAUCUUUUUUGUCUUUUCACACAAAAUGAGUAAUAUCUGUGUUCUCUUUGUUGGUAUCACAGUUACAGUAUAAGAAACCUAUUUUCUCCUUCCUAACAGCAAUGAUAAAUCAGUUUAUCAACGAUGUGGCAUGGGGUGAGCUAGAUUUUCUCAUUGUCGACACACCUCCAGGAACAUCAGAUGAACACAUUUCCACCGUACAAGCCCUACGCCCCUUCAAACCCAUGGGUGCCGUUAUGGUCACCACACCACAGGUGCUGUCUUGUCUGUAAAUGUUUCAAAUGAUACACUUUGUAAUUUCACUGUAUGAUCAGAGGUUUGUUCAGUAAACUGAAUUGCAAACUUUCAAACUCUUAACUUGUUCAUCUUCUUACAGAGCUUAAAAACAUACUGCCUCCUUUAAACCACUUAAUCUUCAAAUCUAGUAAAGAAAUAAUUCCAAUGGAAACUAUUUUUUUUUUUACCAAGAUAUAUAUUUAGUAGAUAUACCUAAAUGAAAAAAUGCUUGCAUUUUUUCAUUUGAGUAUAUCUAAAAACAGCUUGCAAAAGCUGCAGCUCUCUUCUCCGCUGCCUUUGAAAGCCCUCUCCUCCUUCCCCACACAUACAUUCCAUGUUUUCAGGCAUUGCCACAAUUAUUCAGGAAGGACCUUAUACCCCUUGUCCCCUCCUCCCCAGUCUAGAUUAGCAAAAAUAUUCCUAGGCAUUUAGACUUUAAAAUCUGGGCAUUGUUCUCGAAAGGUACCAAUGCCUGCAUUUUGCAACACAGCCUCCAAGUUACAGAGAUCAGAUUUCAGCGUGUCUGUAUACAGCCGGGUGAAACACGCAACCUAAUGCUCAUAUAGUUAUAAUUAGACAGAGCUUGCCGUGGACUACCUGCACAUUGAGAAGUCGCGGGGCAAUAAUAUUUUUUGCACCAUAUUUUUACAUUCAUAUUAUUUAUUAUACUUUUGCCUACUGCCUGCAGAAAUACAGAUUUCCAAAGAUUCACCUGCAAAAAGCAGAUGAACAUUUGCAAAUUAGCUUUUUAUUGAAAUACAUUUUUUAAGUGUUCUUGCAUAGCAAGACCACUUAUUGUUAUCUCACAUAUAUAUUAUUAUUCUUAUUAUUAUUAUUAUUAAGUGUUCUUGCAUAGCAAGACCACUUAAUGUUAUCUCACAUAUAUAUUAUUAAGUGUUCUUGCAUAGCAAGACCACUUAAUGUUAUCUCACAUAUAUAUUAUUAUUAUUAAGUGUUCUUGCAUAGCAAGACCACUUAAUGUUAUCUCACAUAUAUAUUAUUAUAUUAUUAUAGCAAAAUUUGCCACCCUAACUCCUCCCACAGUUUUUACACUACAUAGACAAAAAUUUACCAAAACGUGCAGAUUGUUCCCGAUCGGAUUGCUAUUACUUUGUGGAACGUUUCGCCGAAUGGUUCACGGAAUAUCGUCGUUCUUGUGGCGAAAUUUGUCCCAUAGGAAUGAAUGGCAAAGCUAGAGUGGGAGCUGGCAAAAGCUGAAAAAUCAGGACAUGAUUUCUAAACUGCCACCACUCCCUUAUUUUCGGGCCCACCUACACAAAUCUUAUAUCAAAACGUUCAGCUAUCCCUGCUGCCACUAGACAUGUCAACGGCUAAGCCAUAGUCCUGAUAGUUUUCACAAUAUAAUCAUUUGUUUGCAACUAACGCCGUCCAUUGACAUUCAUUGAAACUUCACUCUACAAAGCUCAAAUGUGAAGUGCAAUUUCUAAACUGCGACUGUGCCUUCAAUUUUAAUACUUCAGAGACAUACUAUGCAUCAAAAUGUAGGUCUGGGUCUUGUGAUUCUCACAAUAUAAAGCUCUUCGCUGUAGGAGUUAUAGUUUUUAAGAUACGACCGUUUGAAGAUGGCAACCACCAAAAUACUCUGACCUGUGUCAAGCUGCAGCAGCAAGUGAUGUCAUAGACAGGGCCUUUUGAACACCUGCUAAUGUUUUUAUAAAUGUAUGGUUUAAUGUAACUGUGCAACAACGUUGCAAUUAAAUGUGCUAUGUAAAUGAUAACAGUUACUCCGCCCACUCCAGUUGUAGACUACUGGUGGAGGCAAGAACACUUCACACAAUUUCCCCAGAAAUUGUAGCUUUUCUAGUUAUUAUUAUUAUUAUUAUAGCAAAAUUUGCCACCCUAACUCCUCCCACAGUUUUUACACUACAUAGACAAAAAUUUACCAAAACGUGCAGAUUGUUCCCGAUCGGAUUGCUAUUACUUUGUGGAACGUUUCGCCGAAUGGUUCACGGAAUAUCGUCGUUCUUGUGGCGCAAUUUGUCCCAUAGGAAUGAAUGGCAAAGCUAGAGUGGGAGCUGGCAAAAGCUGAAAAAUCAGGACAUGAUUUCUAAACUGCCACCACUCCCUUAUUUUCAGGCCCACCUACACAAAUCUUAUAUCAAAACGUUCAGCUAUCCCUGCUGCCACUAAACAUGUCAACGGCUAAGCCAUAGUCCUGAUAGUUUUCACAAUAUAAUCAUUUGUUUGCAACAAGCCGUCCAUUGACUUUCAUUGAAACUUCACUCUGCAAAGCUCAAAUUUGAAGUGCAAUUUCUAAACUGCGACUGUGCCUUCAAUUUUAAUACUUCAGAGACAUACUAUGCAUCAAAACGUAGGUCUGGGUCUUGUGAUUCUCACAAUAUAAAGCUCUUCACUGUAGGAGUUAUAGUUUUUAAAUACGGCCGUUUGAAGAUGGCAACCACCAAAAUAUUCUGACCUGUGUCAAGCUGCAGCAGCAAGUGAUGUCAUAGACAGGGCCUUUUGAACACCUGCUAAUGUUUUUAUAAAUAUAUGGUUUAAUGUAACUGUGCAACAACGUUGCAAUUGAAUGUGCUAGACUACUGGUGGAGGCAAGAACACUUCACACAAUUUCCCCAGAAAUUGUAGCUUUUCUAGUUAUUAUUAUUAUUAUUAUAGCCAACUUUGCCACCCUAACUCCUCCCACAGUUUUUACACUACAUAGACAAAAAUUUACCAAAACGUGCAGAUUGUUCCCGAUCGGAUUGCUAUUACUUUGUGGAACGUUUCGCCGAAUGGUUCAUGGAAUAUCGUCGUUCUUGUGGCGAAAUUUGUCCCAUAGGAAUGAAUGGCAAAGCUAGAGUGGGAGCUGGCAAAAGCUGAAAAAUCAGGACAUGAUUUCUAAACUGCCACCACUCCCUUAUUUUCAGGCCCACCUACACAAAUCUUAUAUCAAAACGUUCAGCUAUCCCUGCUGCCACUAAACAUGUCAACGGCUAAGCCAUAGUCCUGAUAGUUUUCACAAUAUAAUCAUUUGUUUGCAACUAACGCCAUCCAUUGACAUUCAUUGAAACUUCACUCUACAAAGCUCAAAUUUGAAGUGCAAUUUCUAAACUGCGACUGUGCCUUCAUUUUUAAUACUUCAGAGACAUACUAUGCAUCAAAAUGUAGGUCUGGGUCUUGUGAUUCUCACAAUAUAAAGCUCUUUGCUGUAGGAUUUAUAGUUUUUAAAAUACGACCGUUUGAAGAUGGCAACCGCCAAAAUACUCUGACCUGUGCCAGGCUGCAGCAGCAAGUGAUGUCAUAGACAGGGCCUUUUGAACACCUGCUAAUGUUUUUAUAAAUGUAUGGUUUAAUGUAACUGUGCAACAACGUUGCAAUUAAAUGUGCUAUAUAAAUGAUAACAGUUACUCCGCCCACUCCAGUUGUAGACUACAGGUGGAGGCAAGAACACUUCACACAAUUUCCCCAGAAAUUGUAGCUUUUCUAGUUUAUAGAUGUUCUGGUUGAAAAUCGGUGUUUGAUAAAUAUCCAAAUCCCAUAUAUUUUUUUUUUUAUAGUAUUUGUAUGUAUGGAUCACUGAUUUUAAAGCUGACACUGUUUGGUCCCAAGUGAGAUGUGCUCAUUAACUUAAAAUAAACAAACAACCAAACUGAUCUUUAGUAAGUAUGACCAUUACAAAUUCAAACCUGUAUUCCUAGCAUCAUCGAGUUCUACUCACUACUUAGGGUCAGGGCUCCCUAAAUGGAAAUAAGAAAAAGGGAUUUACUCCCCCUGUUUCCAGUAUCUUACAUUUUCUAUAAUAGCCGAUGUGAUAUUGUGAAGGCAUUGCUGAUCAGAUGAAAUGUUUCAUUUUACAGGCUGUGGCUGUUGGAGAUGUUAGACGGGAGCUGACAUUUUGCAAGAAGACCGGCUUGGCAGUGAUUGGCAUAGUGGAAAACAUGAGUGGAUUUGUUUGUCCAUACUGCUCGGUAAGCUAUCUUCCUAUUUAAUCUUGCUACAGUUUCUAGGUAGGAGUGAGAAGCUUUCUUCCUAAUCAGUCUUCCAAUUACCUUUAAAGGAACAUGUUUACCAUUAUUUAUUAUAAAAAUUAAGAUAACUUGUAUUGUAGCCUUUAUGUGUUAUAUAUAUUAACCCUGCCCAUCUAAGCAUUAUAAAUUAAUAUUCAUAAAGGCUAUUUCUUAAUUUCAAUAAUACAAUAUCAGUUUUUCUUGAGUUUGCUAUUUGUAUCCUUCUUUAAGGGAUCUCUCGAAUAUCAAUCAUACAGGCUUUAGAAUCUUUGCACAAACACCUGUUUGUCAACAGUCUGGAACAUAAUUAGGCAAUAUGAUGGUUAUUUAUUUUUAAAUCAAAUUCUUAAUGUGUUCACAUCAGUAAAGUGUUAGAUGAGGAUAAUCUGCCACAUCGGCACAAAUUGCAGAAUUCACCCCGUCGUGUUUCACAGUAAUAGUGAGAAUUGUCUGUGUAUCAUUCUAGGAAUGCAGUAACAUCUUUUCCAAGGGUGGCGGUGAGGAAUUGGCGAAGUACGCUGGAGUGCCCUUUCUAGGUAAUUGAAACUGAAAUAAGGAAUAAAGAGAAAAAACUUGCCAAUGUUGAUCUAUCAGAUACAUAGUCUGACCUCUUGGCUUCCCCAUGAUAAGAGAAAUCCUCCCAGUCUGUAGCGAGGUAUAACACUGGGUAACACUCCACCUAAACUACAACCAUGCGUCUGAUAGCACAAUGGUUCACAGCCUUGUUUGGACCAAGGCGGACAUUAAUGAAAGAAAAUGUCAAUGGUAGAUUACUGUUUUCGUUUAACCUUCACCAUCAGUGUAGAAAUAUUACAUUUACUUAAAGCCUUACUAGAGCAGUAUGCAUGCUCCUAGGCAAAUUGAUAAGAACACAUUUUAAGGACUGCAUUUAACCUAUUGCUGCCCUCAAGUCAGUGUAUUCGUGGCACUGAGCUAUACAAGUGUGCCACGACACACCGAUUGAAACACACUGUGAUAAAGCCUCAGUCACUUCAUCACUCGGAUUUAUUUUUUUAUUAUUUUUAUUUUACAUGUUGCAUGAUUGUUUCUUACAAAAACAAAUCAUACACCAUAGUUCCUCUUACUUCUGUCACAUAGUUGCCUGCAUAUGUGUGUUUUGUGGUUAUUUUUGUUCAUUUAGAUUUUUUUUUUUUUUUAAUUCUGAAAUUGCUAGUGUUUUAUUCCCUGGAGUGAUUGAGACAUAUGUACUUAUGUUCCACGGUUAAUGAGACAAUAGAUUCAGUUCUCUGGUGAUAACUGACAGAGGGGCACACUAAGCAUCAACACAACUUUAGCUUAAUGCAAUAGUUUGGGUUUAUAAAUCAUCGCCCUGCAAUGUCAAUGCCCAAUUCUCUGCCAUGUCGGAGUUAAAUCACUUUGUUUUUGCAUUGCCUGUCAUACGUUCCCUGGCUGUUGGUCACACAACUGAUCUUACAGCACUGUGUGUUUACUUCUUAUCUCCUGCUCUGUUAAUAGAUCUUUAAUCAUGGCAGGCUGCUGCAGUGUCCAUCAAGCAAUUAACAGACCAGCAGAUAACAUCUAAAUUCAAUACACUAUACAGUAAGUAGUUUAAAAAAAAUAGACUCUUUUUAGGAACAUGUAGAGUGGCUGUGUCUCGCCAAGGGAAGUAAAGGUAAAGUUAGUGUGAGGUACUUAUGUUACCAUUAUGCUAAAAAAAAUUUGUGCUUAGACUGUCACUUUGAUUUCUACAUAGCAGAGAAUUGAGCAGUGAGACUGCAGGUUUGUUUCAUCUCUCAUCCUAAUGCACAAUAAACAAUGUAGAACCUCUCUUUACAUAUUUAAGGAGAAGAAAUCCGUUGCCUCUUCUGUAUGUACUUCUAAUGCAAGAAGACAGAACUGAAUUUAUUUUCCUGAUAGUAGAUGCUUAAAUGACACAUGAAGAGUUCAUGUACUGUAUAGUUAUUUUCUCCGGGGAAGCUUCUUUCUAAUUAAACAUCACGUUUCUGUUUUACAGGAUGUGUCCCAAUUGAUCCACUUCUGAGCAAAAGCGCGGAGGAGGGUAAAGACUUUAUCCAGGAGUUUCCCAAUAGUGCAGCCUACCCAGCCCUUACCAGCAUUGCCAAGUUAAUCCUAGAGAAGGCAGCACUGACCAUCUGACCAAAUCAUCUAGCCAAGCCUCACCAUAAAAGAGGGACGUUGCUGAAUAUUUUACAUCCAAAAAGGUCCCUUUUAUCAGCGUGGAAACAUCUGGAUGUACAUUUGAUAUUUCCAUUUAAAGCAUUUCUGUGCUGUGAGCAGAAGAGGUUACGUCCUAGGAGAAAUCAUAGCUAAUCCACUCAAAUUGUGUUUUUUGAUAAUUUCAUGGUGCACACAGACAUUAAAGCCCUUGUGCAGAACUACUAUGGUUUACAUUCUUCUAAAGUAAAUGGAUCUUCCUAUACGGACGUGUAUAUAUUUUUCAAUUAAGCAGAGCAAAACUAAUUUUUAUUUUUACUGACGUGCUUAAUUUUUUGCUUGCUUGUUGUAUAAUAUUAGAGCUCUAUUCAGAUUUGUAUCUUAAUAGUUUUUAUUCUUGACUUCUAACCCGGAGUCCUUCGGGUUCCAAUUCCUACCUUCACUACAAAUGCUGGUGAGUCAGACGUUCCUAAGAUUACCAGGUCUUAGCUCUAUAGCUUAAAAGAAGAAUAGUCAUUGAAAUAGUCUGGGUGCAGUGACCCUGUUUCCUUAACCCUGCAACCUAAAACAUUGCAGUUUAAAAAAAACUAAACUAGGCUAAAGACCGUCUAUAGUGGCUGUGUACCAGACAGGCACUAGAGUUCCUUCUUACAGUUUCACUGAGAUUGACUUCGCAAAACGAUACUGGACGUCCUCACGUUUUGCAUGAGGAUGUCCAUAGUCUUGAAAAAUCCCAUAGGAAAGCAUUGAAUAAACAAAUUCUUUCUUAUGGGCAUUAGUCUCCCCCCAUCUGCAGACAUCAGUGUAGGGGGAGCCUGACCCAGUGCCGAGAAACAUCAGCAAUGGAAUCAAG
Molecule: messenger RNA, 11384 nt
Organism: Pelobates cultripes (western spadefoot toad)
Lineage: Eukaryota; Metazoa; Chordata; Amphibia; Anura; Pelobatidae
Source: the annotation of a GenBank genome assembly